Linum trigynum is the source of this 5890-nucleotide messenger RNA. Lineage: Eukaryota; Viridiplantae; Streptophyta; Magnoliopsida; Malpighiales; Linaceae. The record is from the annotation of a GenBank genome assembly.
GCCCAAGGGCCUCUUACUAACUCGAGCUAGAGACUUAGAGACUAGGAGACUAGAGUUGUUCACAUUUAUCGUGAUAUUAAUUUUCUAGCAUAUGUUUUCACCCAUAGAUCCAUGAUUUUAAAUCAUAAGUGAUUUUAUUUGUCAUCUUCGAAUCCCCCGAUAGGCUGAUACCCACUAACUUUUAUAUGGCUCUCUCAGCGGAUUCGAUGUUCGUUCUAUAAAUGAUUAAUAGGUAAUGAGCUUUACACACAUUUCAUCCCAAAAUGAUUUGCAUGAGUUAGGAGGAGGGGUUGUUAAAUGAAUAUCACUUAUAUAAUAUCAAAAUUAAAAUCAAGCAUAAGUUGUGGAGAGAUGCGUAUCCAAAUUCAUCCUACAUGAGAUUGAGUUACCUCUUAUAAAAAUAAAAUGUUUCUCACAAAGAAAACCGCCCAAUCGGGCAGGCUCUAAUCUAGUUUUAUUAGCGUUUGUUUUAUAGUUUUUGGUUUUCUUUUUAUUCUUUUUAGGUAAGGUCUACCAUUUAAGGUGGAUUUUUAUUAUUAUUUAAUUUUUUCAUUUGUAGAUUCUUUAAUUGAGACUCAUAUUCUAGUGUUUGUAUGUAUCUUACAAUUAUUCUCAAUAACGGAUCAACCAGUAUUUGUUUUAUACAAUUGAUUGUGGUAUUGUAUUUGAAUUUUCUACAAUUUUUACAAUCUACUGGGGCUAAUUGAUUGUUUGACUCAAUUAUUAGUCAUGUUUUGCUUUUUACAUUUUUCGACUUUUUGUAAUUGAUCGCCAACAAUAUUUAUUUUCUACAACUUAUUUUGUUGUUUUUCUAUAAUUGUGAUUAUACUUUAAGGGCUCACUUCUAUCUUGUGAUAGAAAUUGUAUUUUCCUAUUUGUGCUAAAUGUUUGCAUUGUUUUGCAGGGAAUCUUUCAUUCACUUUCGCAUGAAUACCCAUUCUAAGAGUGAUAAACCAUCGUGCUCGCGUCCAAAUGCAAAAUUUGUAGACAAAAUGAUGUACCAUUCUUUUCAGUUCGCCAUGAUAAACUUGUAAUACAUAAUAAAUUUUCAUGAAAAAUUAAUACAAGCUCGAUUUUAACACAAAAACAUAUGCAAUGUUACUCUUACAUUUCAUAUAUUUGUCGCCCAACUUACUCUCGAAAAAAGUGGCCCAAAAGUCAGGGAAGACACAUAAGAGUUUUUGCAUCAAAUCCAAUCCACUAUACCUCAAACAAAGCAGCUAAAAAUGAAAAUGUCAUGAAAAUAUACCUCUAACAAAGAGGUGUUUUGACUUUACAUCUAUAUGUCCGAAUACGACAUAUAUAUAAUGACACAAACCAGCGACAUCCUGGAAAGCGAAUCCCAUAUCAAGAUAAUGCCUAUAACGAAUCAACUAGUUUUGCUGUAUCGGCGUGUGAUGAUCAAGUUACCAUGCCUUAGUUUUCAUUAAAGUGGAAAAUGUGUUGAUAACCAUUUUAGCCUCAUGAGUAAUUGUCAUCCUAUCGAACCAACUCCACAUGCACGGGUGAAAAUAUAUAAGACCUCUGACAGGCCACAUAUAAGAUACACAUAAGCCACACAUGUAUAUUAAUAAAAAUUAGAUAAACCUUUUAGACACAUAAAACACAAAAAGUUCAUAUAUCUCUUUUCCAAAGAUCGUGCAAAUAACUUCACCAGAUGGUUGCCUUCAUAGGGCCUUUUUUGCUUGUUAGAAACAUUCCCUCGAUGAUGCGACCAACAACAUUGAAAUCAUUACCCUGAUAAAAUAUUAUUUAUCUUUCAUUAUAUAGUUGCUGUGGGGAUUCAGGUAUAGUACACAUGGCCAGAUGGCCAUCAUAUUGCCCCUUCUCCAUCUCAAUCACAUAUGUCAUUUCCACUGAUAAAGACGACAUAGUAGGUGUACGUCCAAUGUAAACAGACUUCUGACAUGAGAAUGCGCCAUAUCUGCAAGCAUACCCUUCACGAUUGAACGCACAUUGUUAUUCAAGAUAUACUCUUCCAGUUGGUAGCCGCCAACAUUUUCACUAACUCUCUCGAUGAGCUGAAUCUGAGGAAGAAUAGACCCCAAUGGACUACCACCACGUGCCAGUAAAAUCAAGUAAAGACAAUGUAUAAAUUUAGUACAUGCGAUGAGUGAACCUUUGUACAUCGAUGAAUCUUAGAACUAAUAAUCAUCAAGUAUAUAGCCACCUUGUACCUCAUUUACCUGUCACAUUAAACUAGCAUGGAUUUCGUGAGAAAACAAAAAAUGCUAAAUCAAAAGUAUUAAACAGGAACUAACAAGGAAAAUUUGUAGAUAAUAAUAAUGUUACCAUUCUUUUCAGUUCGCCAUGAUAAACUUGUACUGCAUGACAAAAUUCAUGAAAAAUUAAUACAAGCUUGGUUUUAACAUGAAAUCAUACACAAUGGUUUUUCUUACAUUUUAUAUGUUUUUGGCCCAACUUGCUCUUGAAAAAAGUGGUCCAGAAGUUUGGUAAGACAUAAAAGAGUUUCUGCAUCAGGCGCAAUCCACUAUACCUCUAACAAAGCAGCAAAAACGAAAAUGUCAUCCAAACAUAAACUGUUGAAACAUAAAACAGAAUAAGACCGUCAAUUCGAGCAGAAAAGAAAGAGGUGUUUUGACUUUACAUCUAUACUAGUAUAGAAGCCCACGCUGCUGUGCGGGAGAGUUUUGUCAAACAGGAACUAAGAAGGAAAAUUAGUAGAUAAUAAUGAUGUUACCAUUCUUUUCAGUUCGCCAUGAUAAACUUGUACUGCAUGACAAAUUUCAUGAAAAAUUAAUACAAACUUGGUUUUAACACGAAAUUAUACACAAUGGUUUUUCUUAGAAUUUAUAUGUUUUUGGCCCAACAUGCUCUUGAAAAAAGAGGUCCAGAAGUUUGGUAAGACAUAAAAGAGUUUCUGAAUCAGGCCCAAUCCACUAUACCUCUAACAAAGCAGCAAAAACGAAAAUGUCAUCCAAACAUAAGCUAUUGAAACAUAAAACAGAAUAAGACCGUCAAUUCGAGCAGAAAAGAAAAAGAUGUUUUGACUUUACAUCUAUACUAGUAUAGAAGCCCACGCUGCGGUGCGGGAGAGUUUUGUCGAAGGUAAAAUAAUUUUAUAUUAGUGAACAUUGAUAGUAAAGAAAGAUGCAGUUCGAAAAACAUUAUAACUGAAAACUAAUAACACAACAACCGCUACACUUCCCGUUAAAUGUAAUUAUGUAAAGAUAUAAUAAUUAAUAUGAACUUGCAAUCUAUUAAUCCUUUACCCACCUCUACAUUAUAUAUUCCACCAAAAGUAGUUUCAACAAUCCAAUUAUGGUCAUCUCAUCACACUCUUAAUCACUAUACAUUGGCCAACUGAGAUAUGCAAAAUGAUAUGAGGAGAAUUGAAGAAUAUACUAAGAAAAUAUUGCUCUUUAUUGAUAGUUAAUCAAAUUAGUUUGGAACACUGAUUAUAUAAAUAGAGAGAGGAACAUGAGGGAGAAGAUAUGGGGUGGAAAUGAAUAAAAAAUAUGUAAAAGAACGAAAAAUACAAAAAAUGAAAUUAAGUCUAAGGAUUUAAUAAUUAAUUAAAAAAUAAAUAUCUUAAUUUGUUGACCUUCAAAUGUCAACCGCGUCAGCCAUUCCCAUUGUUCCACAGACAGUUGGGGGGUGGAUCUUUCGAUGUAGAUGGGGUUACCUUCCUGAUAACAGUCGUCUCUGCGAAACCAUGAGAUCAAAUGUCAACCGCGUCAGCCAUUCCCAUUGUUCCACAGACAGUUGGGCGAGACGACGGAAUCUAUCAAAAGCUAGGGUUCGCCAAGAGAAGAGAGAGGAGGCGGCGGCGGAAUUCUCACCGGACGGCGGGGGAGUCAAAAGCUGUGGUGAUGUUUGGAAGGUCGAGAAAAUCGCCGGGAGAAGAGUCGCCAGUCGCGAGGAAGGAAAGAGCCGGAAAAUGGGGCCUGCUGUGGGGUUGUCGAGGUAGCUGGCAAGAAGGCGGGGGACUGGUUUCUUUGCGAGUAAUGAGGGUCAAAACGGGUCAAAACUCAAAUAGGGUUUUGCGGGUAAAUCUCGAUGUUGUUUCCUAACCGGACCGGAUGCAUAACCGAAAAAAAUUUAAUGAUGGAUGGUUUAAUGGAUUACUGUUAUAGAAUAGUAGGUUAACAUUUGAAAGGACCAUUUACACAAAGACAUAUAUAAUAUACUAGUUUAGAAGUGAAAUUAUUAGUAAUUAUAUAACAUAAAAAACAUAUAUAAUACACUAAUUUAGAGUUAGAAAUUAUUUUUAACCAAAAACAAAUUCAAACCCAUAUAUUCUAUCAUAAAAAAGUUAUAACAAAGUAUUCAAACUAUCUCACAAAAGUUUUCAUUUUUUUCCUUGUGAAAUUCAAGUUAGUAAUCAGGGUGAUAAUUCGUGGACCACAUAUAGCUGACAAAGAGCUAUAAAAUGAAGCAUAAACAAAAUUAGUGAAUGUGAAUGAAUGAUUGUAGCUUACGUUAAAGUUUCUUUUUCUUAGGUUUUUUGUGCUCAAAAUUGGAAACCAACGGACCAGUCAAACUGUGGUGGUUCAUCUAGUUUCAUCCCAAACUGUUAAAACCGUUGGGUCCAUUUUAACCGUCCAAUCAAAUGAACCAUACCACUUUUGUAAGUGGAUUAGUGGUUCUACUGGCCUAACCGUUGAUUCAGUUUAGCUCUUAUAACAAUGGGAAGAAUAUGGGUGGGCAGCGAGCAGGUUGUUGAGUUUUGGUCUCAAAUAGACCCAUCUGUUUAAUAUUACUAGGGAGUUGGUCUAAUUAUGACCUACUAUCCAUCCACACUUCCCUUUGGGUUGGGUUGGGUGGAUGACAGAUGAAUGUGGUUGGAUUGUGGGUUAACCCACAGAAACAAUUCUACAACUAACCAUUAAAAAACUUGACUAACAUAUAUUAUAUUUUUUCUCGCAAAUUAGUUUGAUUGUGUCAAUAUAUACACUUCUCACUUGUCUCCUAUGGAUCCAUGUAGUAAUUUGCGGCAAAUAUUUCAUUGCCCCAUCAACCAAUUGUGUAGAGAAAAUUUAUACAUUUUUUGACUUUGAUACAACUAAUAGUUUAUAAUUUGAUCCCAAUAUCCAAUGGACAUUACAUAACAUGUAAAUCAAUAAUAGUAAUUAGAAAAUAUUCUUUAUUCUCUAACUUUAGAAGUAGAUGGUAAAUGUGUAGUGCAGUUAAGAAAUAUGAUGACUAUUUUUUUCCGUUGAACAAUAUGAUGCCUAUUUGAUAGUACCGGAAACUACAUUUUGUCAUGUGAAAAUUUUGUGCGGGUUAUUCGAGCGACCCGCAAUCCAUCCACCAUCUAUCUGAAUUAGUGCGGGUAGAAUAUUUAUCAAUACGCAAUCCACCCACAUCAAUCACCCACCCACUGCAGAUCUAGUUAUUUACGGGUGAAUUGAAAUCAAACAGCGGAUUGACCAUCCAUGUAACCACCCCUUGAUAAAACCCAAAAUUAACCUAGCUCUUUAGGGUUAAAAUUACCCUCUGCUUCAGCAUUUAGUGACAAUUAAAAAUAAAAGGAAAAAAAUGCAUGGAAAGAUUGACUUUCUCUCCAAAUUGGAGGGUUAAGUAAAACAGUGGCUUUUCCUUUCUGUGCCCUUCCCUCCCAUCGUGUGGCAGGUUUCGAGAGCGGAGGAAAUGUUAUUGGGAAGUGGGUUUCCCUCCGACCUUUCCAAUAAUAAAAUACCCUUGUUGUAAAAACCGGAUCGGACCGGUGAACCGCACCGGGAGAACCGUCAACCGAUGACAGUAGCGGUCCGGUCUCUAUAAUAAAGCGGCCAUUGAUGGGCCGAACGUUUUUUACCGAUCUCCCAAGGAAACCGCAAAGCCGAAACGGCCUGAUUUGUCCAAUGGUCUGCUUUUGAUGACAUUAAAAUGUGAAGAAAAAAAAAAAGAAUAAAGGGAAUCGUAUUAC